Messenger RNA from Microtus ochrogaster (prairie vole), 5007 nucleotides. RefSeq names its product SAS-6 centriolar assembly protein (gene Sass6). Lineage: Eukaryota; Metazoa; Chordata; Mammalia; Rodentia; Cricetidae. Gene Ontology annotation, cellular component: centrosome; centriole. The record is from RefSeq and is a predicted model, not a curated record. Gene Ontology annotation, biological process: centriole replication; spermatogenesis.
CGGACGGAGCUGAUGGUGGCUGCCGAGGGCCAAACCUCCUUCGUUCCCUGUGUUUCUCGUUCCCCGCCUCCUCCGCGGGAGCUGAGCGCCAAACUCAAACUCUGUCAGGCCGGGGACUUCUUACAAACUGGCACUGAGGCCCAGGCCUGCUGGGCUUUUUCGCACAGUCGUCGGGGCAGCGGUCCGACAUGAGUCAAGUUCUGUUCCAGGACCUUGUCCCCUUGCAAGUGAAAUGCAAAGACUGUGAGGAGAGGAGAGGAAGUGUCAGAGUGAGCAUUGAACUACAGUCACUUUCUAAUCCAGUGCACAGAAAGGAUUUAGUCAUCCGUCUGACUGAUGAUACAGAUCCAUUUUUUCUGUAUAACCUUGUUAUAUCUGAGGAAGAUUUUCAAAGUUUAAAAUUGCAGCAAGGUCUCCUGGUGGACUUCUUAGCUUUUCCACAGAAGUUUAUAGACCUCCUUCAGCAGUGUACCCUGGAACAUGUGAAAGAGACUCCAAGGUUUCUGCUGCAGCUCAUUUCUUCAGCAACUCUUUUGGAUAACUUGCCAGUAUUUUUAAAUGUCGUGGAGACAAAUCCUUUCAAGCAUCUUAUUCACCUGUCAUUAAAGCUUUUACCUGGAAAUGAUGUAGAGAUAAAGAAAUUUCUAGCAGGCUGUCUGAAAUGCAGCAAGGAAGAAAAAUUAUCAUUGACUAAAUCACUAGAUGAUGUUACCAGACAACUGCACAUUACACAAGAGACGUUAUCAGAGAAAACACAAGAAUUAGAUAAAUUGCGGAGUGAAUGGGCCUCACACACAGCAUCAUUGGCAAAUAAGCAUUCUCAGGAGUUAACAAAUGAGAAGGAAAAAGCCUUGCAGGCACAGGUUCAGUACCAGCAGCAGCAUGAGCAACAGAAAAAGGAGCUGGAAGCCCUCCAUCAACAAAAUAUCCACCAGCUUCAAAACAGAUUGUCUGAAUUAGAGGCAGCUAAUAAAGACCUCACUGAGAAGAAGUAUAAAGGAGAUGCCACUGUCAGAGAACUGAAAGCGAAACUUGCUGGUGUGGAAGAGGAGCUGCAGCGGGCUAAGCAAGAGGUCCUUUCUCUGAGAAGAGAGAAUUGUACUCUGGAUGCUGAAUGCCAUGAGAAAGAAAAACAUAUUAACCAGCUACAAACAAAAGUGGCAGUUUUAGAACAGGAAAUCAAAGAUAAAGACCAGCUUGUUCUGAGAACAAAAGAAGCAUUCGAUACAAUCCAAGAACAAAAGGUGGCUUUAGAAGAAAAUGGUGAGAAAAAUCAGGUCCAACUGGGAAAACUUGAAGCUACAAUAAAAUCAUUAUCAGCAGAACUUCUGAAGGCAAAUGAAAUUAUCAAGAAGUUACAAGGGGAUCUUAAAACUCUCAUGGGUAAAUUGAAACUGAAGAAUACAGUUACUAUUCAGCAGGAAAAACUAUUGGCUGAGAAGGAAGAGAUGCUACAGAAGGAGCGAAAGGAGUUGCAGGAUGCCGGGCAGUCUCUUCGAGCCAAAGAGCAAGAGGUAUGCAAAUUGCAAGAGCAGUUAGAAACUACAGUUCAGAAACUUGAAGAAAGUAAACAACUUUUAAAAAAUAAUGAAAAAUUAAUCACGUGGCUAAACAAAGAACUAAAUGAAAACCAGCUGGUAAGAAAACAAGACACACUGGGACCCUCUACCACUCCACCUGCACGUUGUAGCAGCACCACCAUCAGAAGUGGGGUUUCUCCCAGCCUGAAUGUGGUUGAUAAUAGACUAAAUUACCCAAGCUGUGGAAUUGGCUAUCCUGUCUCUUCUGCGUUUGCAUUCCAGAAUGCUUUCCCUCAUGUAGUAUCUGCCAAAAACACCAGCCAUCCGAUCUCAGGACCAAAGGUUCAGUUUAACUUGCAGCUUACAAAACCAAGCUCAUCGCUAGAUGCGCAGCCAGGAACAGCUGUUAGCAGGCCUUGUUCAACUGAGAAAGAAAAUAGUGAAAAUUUAGCACUGGAAUCCAAAUACUUGAAGAAAAGAGAAGCUAGCAUUCCUUUACGUGGACUCAGCCAGAAUCUGUUCAGUACUUCAGACCAUCAGAAAGAUGGCAUAAUGGGAGGAUUACAGACAUCUUCCAAACCCACAGUUCUCCCCUCUUCAUCUUCAGCAUAUUUCCCUGGACAAUUACCAAAUAGUUAAUCCAACACCUUUCAUUUCUUACUGACAGUUUAGACAACAAAACCAAUUUUUCUUGUUCCUGUUAGAUCACCUGAAUCCUUUAUAAUACUGUUACCAUUUACAAACUUAGGAGAUUGUCAAAGAUUCUGAGUAAAUGGUAUUUUUUAUUCUGUAAACAGAAUGUUUGUUUCUAAAAAUAUCACUGAAUUUUAUCAGAUUCUUACCACUUAGUCUGAAUAAGAAACAGCCUAAAGAAAAAUGUGCCCUACAAGGGAAUAGUAACUAGAAAGCUUGUGAUUCAUGCUAUCAUGUUUAUUAGUAUAGCAAUUAUUAAUUUGCCACCUGAGAAUUGGGAGAAAUAGCUUCCAUCUGUGAUUAUUGAUCUUUACACCAAAGUCCUUAUAAAGUUUGUUGUUUUGGUUUUUUUUUUUUUAGACAGGGUUUUUCUCUACACUGGAACUUGCCUGUACUGUAGACAAGCUGGCCUUGAACUCAAGAGAUCCACCUGUCUCUCCCAGAUGCCUGGCUCAUACAAUAUAUUUGGAUUUAUUCAUUCCCCUUCCAUCUCUUUCCAGAUGGUCUACACCUCCCUACCCACCCAAUUUCAUGUAUUUUCUCCCUCAAAAAGAAACACAAAUAACCAAACAAAAUACGAAACCACAACAGUGGAGCCCAUUUUGUGCUAGCCAAGCACUCCUGGUUAUGGACUCUACCCUGGAGUUUGGUUGAUAUACCUACCCAGUGACACUCUUAAGCACUUUAAAUCGCUGAAAUGAAUUAAGUAUUCAUAGUAAAUUCUUUUCCCUGAAACAUUCCAUCUAUGAAGUAAUUUUAUGUAAAAAUAAUUUGGACAUUGUAUUCACAUGGCUAAAUUGUUUUAGUCAGUCAUCUGGGCUGACUUUAGAGUACAAAAUUCCUUCAGUAUAAUGGCAUCAUGAAUAUUCAUAGUAUUUUUAUAAAACCAAAAUUUGCACUGUUGAUAACAGAAGGAAAAUUAACUACUGAAAUUUACAAUUUUCUUUCUCACUACUAAAUCUCCUAAGAACUAUUCCUUGGAAAUUAAGUAGUUUGCAAAAAAACAAAACAAAACAAAAAAAAACCCAAAAAGCAACAGCAUGGUUCAGUAGUUAAGACCUUGUAUUGCUCUUGGAGAGAACCUUUCCUUGGCACAAACUGCACUCAUGUGCAAAUAAAUACCCGUGUAUGAACGGACAUAGAAAACACAAAUCUUUAACCUUAAGGUUCCAUUGUGUUCUUAUUGACAACUACCCAAAGGACAUUAAAAUCCUACUAAGACCCCAAAUCUUAUUUGUAAAAUGCUAACAAUCAUGUGAUAGUCUUAAAAGGUCUCAAGGGGCUGAAGAAACGGGAUCAGUGGUUGAUGGAUUUCUUCCAGGACUGAGAGUUCUAUUCCCAUUGCCCACAUGGCAGCUCACAAUUGUCUGUAACUAGAGAUCCAAGAGACCUGUUUCCCUCUCUGGUCUCUUGAAUGCAUUAGGCACGCAGGCAAAACAUUCAUAAACAUUAAAAAGCAUUUUUUUCCCCAAGUACUUUACACAGCUGAAGACACUUCAAGGUAGUGAUGUGUCAGCUUUACUAGGACCACAGGAAGACAGGGAUUUUUAAUCUCGCUUUCAAGAUGCUGGCAACUGCCAGUUUAUCUUCAAUAAAGGGUGUAAUUCAAAAUCCAGUGAUGAUUAAGAAUAUUAUUACUUGAAAGCACUUAAUUUUGGAAAGAAAGAAAUGUCUUGGCAAUGCAGGACUGUUGUAAAUAUUGUGUAAUAUAUACAUAAGGGGUUGGCAGGUUUUGGAAGGGACAUAUGACAUGUAGCUUUUUUGAUCCCCACCCUUACUAUUUAUAAACACACAUUUCCAAGAUAGGACAGCACAUUUCACAGCGGCUAAGUGUACAUGCACAUAGACUGCGCUAAUUCUUUGCUCUACCUCUUCAACUUUUGUUUCAGAUUGUUUUGUGGUGUAUAACUGUACAUGUGUUAAUAAUGAAAAUGUUGCUGUUAAUGAUGUUUCUAAGAACUGUGACCUUUGUUAAUAAAGUACAAACUUCAGAGUUCUGUAUGCCAGAAGCAUGUGUAGAAAAUUAAAGACUGUCUUGUAUUGCCUGUGCUUAUGAAAUCCAAGUAUUUCCAGUUGAUUUGCAAACACUGCAUUUUUGACUUCAGGGGUUUUUUGGUGAGGUGAGGGCAAACAAAUGAACUACAGAGGAGGUAAGUUAAUAUGAACUACAGAGGAGGUAAGUUAAGAUUUCUUUCUGUAAAAAUGCUUAUGGUAACAAAUAAAAGCCCAAACAGGCCUUACAGGGACUCACAGAUCAAGACUUUUUUAAAAAGAAAAAAAUCAUUAAAAUAUUUAAUUUUAUUAACAGAAUAUUUACAUAUUGAGACCUUAAUCAUAGUGAAUGCUCCAAGUUUAAAAAGCAUUAGGCAGUAACCACACACAAGAUGAAAACAGUGUAAACUAUACAAUACUUUAUGUACAAUUUUUACAAAGUAACACUUUUUUAAAUAAUAUAACUGGACACAAAAAUAUACACUUUAGAGAAAUUCACAUCAGUAAUUGUAUAAAGCUCUCUUCUAGGGUCCUGAAAAUUUAGGACAAACAUUAGCUCUGUAAAUAAAGUGUUACUGUGACAAUCCUGAAAGGCCACUAUAUAUAUUUAUCUACAUAUAGAUAUCACAUUGACAUUUUCAAGGCUACCAGCUUUACUAUAUAAUUUUUAAAUUAUGUAUUCAAGUGUUGAGGUCCUUAUGAUUAUGCAAACAUCAAAAGAAUAGUGGUAUAAGAAGCAGAACAUAGAUGUAUAGGCUCUCUGACCAUCCCAAUUUCAAUUCUAAGUGGUUGAUAUUUUCUU